Molecule: messenger RNA, 339 nt
Organism: Rotaria sp. Silwood1
Lineage: Eukaryota; Metazoa; Rotifera; Eurotatoria; Philodinida; Philodinidae
Source: the annotation of a GenBank genome assembly
AUGGAUAAGAAUCAUUUACGUGGAAUCAUAUUGAAACUUCAGGAUUAUUUAAGUGAUAAUGAUCGACAACGUUUACAUUUUUUUCUUGGAGACAGUGUUCCACGACAAAUUAGAGAUGAUCAAACACUAAGUGGUACUCUCAAGUUGAUGGAAUCACUGUUAGAUCAAGAUAAAAUCAAUGAAAGUGAUGUCACAUUUUUAAUUAAUGCCUUUGAUGCAAUUCAAUGCAUUGAUGGCGUUAAACUUCUCAAUGGUAUAGUUCUUUAUUUGAUUGAUGUCCUAUUUGGAUUUUGUUCAUCUAGAACAUAUGAAAUGGAUGCAGUCAAAUCCAAUGCAUAA